Molecule: messenger RNA, 3118 nt
Organism: Polyodon spathula (Mississippi paddlefish)
Lineage: Eukaryota; Metazoa; Chordata; Actinopteri; Acipenseriformes; Polyodontidae
Product: neurexin-2-beta-like
Exons: 2
Source: RefSeq, a predicted model, not a curated record
GCCAGGCGCCGAGUGAGCUCGGGGGUGGAGAUUUGCUGGGCUGGUCUUUGUCCUGCAGAGGCUGGUAGCCUGCAGACGUCCACUCUCGAAUUCCUGGGUGUAAAGAGGUGCCGAUUGGCUCGUGGGAUCGGAGGGCGCCCGCUGAGCCUCGGGUCCCUGGGCUGCGUGGGGAAUCGCCGCGGAGGUGAAUUAGUGUUGCCCAUAAUUACGGAAGAUUCUCUAGACCCCCCGUCAAUCGCCACCCGCUACCCUGUCAUCCCCGCUCCCCCUACUUACCGUCCAUUCCUAACCCUCCUCGAGACCACCAAAGAAUCCCUCACCCUCCCCUCCGCCAACCAGCGCCCCCCGUGCCCCCUUGACCAGGAAGAUAACGAUUGCGAGGAUGCCAUUGAAGUCUCGGGCUACGGCUCUGGGGAGGUCUUUGACUCCAGUUUGCCCCCAACAGACGAUGAGGAUUUUUACAAAACUUUUCCCUUGGUCACAGACAGGACCUUGUUACCUCCGCCAGCAGUCAACGGGGGGUCCGAAGGCAAAAUCUCCCGGGACCGCCAUUUUUCCAAGCCCAAUUCCAAGUCCUCCACUGCCACCACUUCCAACUCCCCUCCCGAAAACCAGGGCCCUGCUCAGGGGGCCACCCCCGACCUUCUGCGUAAAACUAAAAACAGCAUCCCCGCCGGCAAAAUGAACACCCGCGACCAAGUCCUCUUGCUCCCCAUGCCCACUUCCUAUGACCUCGAUCAUAACGGUAGACACAGACACCACCCCGAUAUAACCUAUCCCCCCAAUUUCCACAAUCUGCCCACAGCCAAUCCCACAGGCCCCGGAGAAAGGGGUCCCCCAGGAGCCGUGGAGGUGAUCCGGGAAUCCAGCAGCACCACCGGGAUGGUGGUGGGAAUAGUGGCGGCAGCGGCGCUCUGCAUCCUCAUCCUCCUCUACGCCAUGUAUAAGUAUCGCAACCGCGACGAAGGCUCUUACCAGGUAGACCAGAGCCGCAAUUACAUCAGCAACUCUGCGACGCAAAGCAACGGCGCUGUGGUGAAGGAGAAGCAGCCCGGCGCCGCCAAGACAACGGGAAAGAACAAGAAGGACAAAGACAAAGAGUAUUACGUCUGAGAGAGCGAGAAAGAGAGAGAGAGGAAGAGAGAAUGGAACGUGAGAAUUCUCUAUCUCAGCACCAAACUUUUUUUUUUAGUUCGAAAAUAUCCGCAAGACAAAAUCCCCAGUCCUCCAAUCCCAUCCCUUCCCUUGUCCUUACAAGAAAAGGAGUUGAAGGAAAGAGAAUUGCGGCUCACUAUACAUUUCUUCUCCCCUGCUUUCUUUCUUUCUUUCUUUCUUCCCCGCCUGUCUUCCUUUUCAUCUCCCUAACCCUUCUGUUUCAGUGAAACCCUCAACAUGGAGACGUAUUGUUUAUUUAUUUUUGUCUGAGUGGGCCAUUUUCAAAUGUGCCAACACUUAUUUAAAAGAGGGGGGAAAAAAGACUUUUAAGAACAUGAAAAGAGAAAUAAAAAAGGGUUCAGGAGCACUGCAAAACAAAAAGGACAGACGUCUUCUUCCAAAAGUCUUGGGGAAGAGAGCAAUUAUGGACGAAUCGAAGAAGCGACUUUGUUUGUGCCAAGCUGAAAAGAACAGACACAGACUCGGCAAAGUGACAAACGACAACAACAACAACAAAAAAAAAAAAAAACAGAGCAAAAAGUUAGUUUUUUGUUUUGUCCUGGGGUCUUGUUUGCCAGUGGCACUUGAUAAGACACAGACAGAAAUCUGCAGACGGUACAGACUGCCCAGACCUAAAAAAACAAACAAACAGUGGACCUUUUGUUUGGAAAACCAAUGCAGCUGCCAACUGUAAUCCUGACAAACUCUGACUUCAAAUUGACCUUGUUUGUGUCUCUUCAGUCUCUCUCUCUGUCUCUCUCUCUUGACUAAGGUGCUAAUGCAACAUUUUUUCUGCUGUGUUUCAAGCAUGUAGUAAUCAUGUACAAAGAAAUGUAAUCGUUUCAGUGGAGAAAAAAAAAACAGCUACAUCAGCCAUUCAGAAAUAAAUUUUUUCUUUUCUUUUUUGGUUCAUUCCUAACUUGGGACUUCAUGUGCAGUAGGUCGUAACCAGCAAAUGAAGGAGAGGUUCUGUGCAACAAGACUUAACUAUAUAAAUAUAUAUAUGUAUAGACCUUUCAGAGUCCUACAGACCAGCUAGGAGCUUAUAAAAAAAUGCGUGUAUGUUUGUGCGAUUUAUUGGGGAAAAAAAAGACUGCGGAAAGUGGAUAGCCAUAUUUCCGAAAACAACGGCAGCAAAAAGAUUUUGUUAAGUCGUGGAUAUUUUUUUUUAAGGAAAAAUGUGUCUUCAUUAAAAUCGACAGGUUUUUUUUUUUUUUUUUUUUUUUUUUAAUUCUUAAGCGAAGAUGGACUGAAAUGGAACACAGAACGGUAACGAAAAAAAAAAAAAAAAACUGGUUCCCUUUCUGGGAAAAAAGAGACUCCAGUAUUCAAAUGUUCUUGACUCCAUUAUGAACUGUUAACAUGAAAAAAAAAAAUCUUUAAAAAAAAAAAAAAAAAAAAAAAAUUGUGAAAUGUCUAAAUAUUUGAAUCUCAUCCCAUUAUUAAGAACGGCGUGUUUUCCCUGUUUACGUUCCUGUUAGAAAAAAAAAAAGUAAAAUAUAAAAACGUACAGAAAGAAAUGACGGGAAACUGUUACGAUUUGUACAUGAGCCUGACUGGUUGUUGCUGUCUCUCUUGCUCAAAAUGAGAAAACGCCAAACCCAAAUAGUUACCUUUUAUGAUUUCUAAUGUGUACCAAAAUAUUUUCAGUUCAAAUAACGCAAAACUGGAAGAGUGCUGAUUGCAAACACAGCCGUGAAAACUCACAACAGGGGGGUUGAACUCCGGUAUUUUUAUUAAUUUAUUUUUUGUAUCAAAACUCCCUUUUAUUUUAGGUGGGGUAGCUGUGUUAUUUUGUUGCUCAAAUUUUAUUUGAUUUUGCUAUCUACGAAAAAUUGGGCUCUCUAGGCUACGCCCAAUAGGUUCCUGUUCUAUUCAAUGUUAUUGUAAAGUGUCAACAGUGAGAUGAAUCUACAUAUGUGUACAUUAACAGAAAGAAAUACAAUUGGUUAUAUACUUCUUA